This is a messenger RNA of Lipotes vexillifer (Yangtze River dolphin), 2258 nucleotides long. It is a transcript of the gene ARCN1, whose product is annotated as archain 1 coat protein complex I subunit delta. Gene Ontology annotation, biological process: endoplasmic reticulum to Golgi vesicle-mediated transport; retrograde vesicle-mediated transport, Golgi to endoplasmic reticulum; Golgi localization. Lineage: Eukaryota; Metazoa; Chordata; Mammalia; Artiodactyla; Lipotidae. Gene Ontology annotation, cellular component: COPI vesicle coat. The transcript is spliced from 10 exons. Bases 141 to 1676 code for a protein of 511 amino acids. The record is from RefSeq and is a predicted model, not a curated record.
CAUCUUGGCAAGAGGCGAAGCGGCUGGCGCUCCUGUCAGGGGGGCAGUAGGUCCGGAGCGGCCGGUGCUCCCCUUCCCCCGACCCCAGCCCUAGCUGCAGUGGCGCCGGAGCUCGGGUGCGCCCCACCACCGCCGUCGCCAUGGUGCUGUUGGCAGCAGCAGUCUGCACAAAAGCAGGAAAGGCUAUUGUUUCUCGACAGUUUGUAGAGAUGACCCGAACUCGGAUUGAGGGCUUGUUAGCAGCUUUUCCAAAGCUCAUGAACACUGGAAAACAACACACAUUUGUUGAAACAGAGAGUGUCAGAUAUGUUUACCAGCCUAUGGAGAAACUGUACAUGGUACUGAUCACUACCAAAAACAGCAACAUCUUAGAAGAUCUGGAGACCCUAAGGCUCUUCUCAAGAGUGAUUCCUGAAUAUUGCCGAGCCUUAGAAGAGAAUGAAAUAUCUGAGCACUGUUUUGAUUUGAUUUUUGCAUUUGAUGAAAUUGUUGCCCUGGGAUACCGGGAGAAUGUUAACCUGGCACAGAUCAGAACCUUCACAGAAAUGGAUUCUCAUGAGGAGAAGGUGUUCAGAGCAGUCAGAGAGACUCAAGAACGUGAAGCCAAGGCUGAGAUGCGGCGUAAAGCAAAAGAAUUACAGCAGGCCCGAAGAGAUGCAGAGAGACAGGGCAAAAAAGCACCAGGAUUUGGGGGAUUUGGAAGCUCCACAGUGUCUGGAGGUAGCACAGCUGCUAUGAUCACAGAGACCAUCAUUGAAACUGAUAAACCAAAAGUGGCACCUGCACCAGCCAGGCCUUCAGGCCCUAGCAAGGCUUUGAAACUGGGAGCCAAAGGAAAGGAAGUAGAUAACUUUGUUGACAAAUUGAAAUCUGAAGGUGAAACUAUCAUGUCCUCCAGCAUGGGCAAGCGUACCUCUGAAGCAACCAAAGUGCAUGCUCCACCCAUUAAUAUGGAGAGUGUGCACAUGAAGAUUGAGGAAAAGAUAACACUAACCUGUGGACGAGAUGGAGGAUUACAGAAUAUGGAGUUGCAUGGCAUGAUCAUGCUUAGGAUCUCAGAUGAUAAAUUUGGCCGAAUUCGUCUUCAUGUGGAAAAUGAAGACAAGAAAGGGGUGCAGCUACAGACCCAUCCAAAUGUGGAUAAAAAACUUUUCACUGCAGAAUCUCUAAUUGGCUUGAAGAAUCCAGAGAAGUCAUUUCCAGUCAGUAGUGACGUUGGGGUGCUAAAGUGGAGACUACAAACCACAGAGGAGUCUUUUAUUCCACUGACAAUUAAUUGCUGGCCCUCAGAAAGUGGAAAUGGUUGUGAUGUCAACAUAGAAUAUGAGCUACAAGAAGAUAAUUUAGAACUGAAUGAUGUGGUUAUCACCAUCCCACUCCCAUCUGGUGUCGGCGCACCGGUGAUUGGUGAGAUUGAUGGUGAAUAUCGACAUGACAGUCGACGAAAUACCUUGGAGUGGUGCCUGCCAGUGAUUGAUGCCAAAAAUAAGAGUGGCAGCCUUGAGUUCAGCAUUGCUGGGCAGCCCAAUGAUUUCUUCCCUGUUCAAGUCUCCUUCAUCUCCAAAAAAAAUUACUGUAACAUACAGGUUACCAAAGUGACCCAGGUAGAUGGAAACAGCCCUGUAAGGUUUUCCACAGAGACCACUUUCCUAGUGGAUAAGUAUGAAAUUCUGUAAUACCAAGAAGAGGGAACCGAAAAGGAAAAUUUUCAAAUUAAUAAAGAAGAAGCCAACAGUGGCUGAAGAAUUUUUUCCAAACUUGCAAGCCAUUGGAGACCCUUUUUUUCAAAUACAGUGCACGAUUCUCUGAGCGCAAGGACCCUCAACUCACCCUCAGUGUUUCAGUGUCACAGAGACAUUCUCUGGCAACGAAAUGACACAAACAUAAAGGGAAAGGCUGCUGAUUUCUUUGGCAGAUUUUAUUGGCCAGCAGGAAAGCAAGCUCUCCAGAGAAUGCCCCCAGUUAAACACUUUGUCUCCCAUCAGCUAAGUUGUUUUUUAUUUUAAUGCCUAAAUAUAUUUCAUACUUUGUUUUUAAAAAGUUUUCUCUGCAGAAGGUUUUAAUCUUUCAUACUCCUUUCCUUUACCUUCAGUUUUUUUCUUUCUAUAUAUCCAAUCCAGCACUGAGAACAUCUGCAUAUAGGCACUGUAUUUGGCACUCCAGGAACAGGUUGAUCUAAUCCAUUCUUGAUUUCUGGACUAUGCAGGUGAACUGCUUGAGGGGUAGGGGGUCUAGAAGUUAAAAGAUAAGGAUGUCUU